Messenger RNA from Rhizopus microsporus ATCC 52813, 2004 nucleotides. Its product is annotated as oligomeric complex COG6. Gene Ontology annotation, biological process: intra-Golgi vesicle-mediated transport. Gene Ontology annotation, cellular component: COG complex. The record is from RefSeq and is a predicted model, not a curated record. The coding region runs from base 1 to 2004 and encodes 667 amino acids. Lineage: Eukaryota; Fungi; Mucoromycota; Mucoromycetes; Mucorales; Rhizopodaceae. The transcript is spliced from 11 exons.
AUGGAGUCACCACAGCGAACGCCUACUGCAGAAGAUGGACCUACUUUAUCUAUAUCAAAUAAACCAAACAAGUCAAUUGCUUCCAAACUAAACAAAAUUUUGAAUUCAUCAACAGUAGAUGACACUAGAACUAAACUAGCUUUGACAUCACUCUCAGAUAUUCCAGGCUUAGAUGAAGCAAGCUUAAGACGUAAUUUACGUGGAACGAUUGAGAAAAAAGAAGUGGAAACCAAUAAAAAGUUUCUCGAGACUUUUGGAAAAGUUGUUAUGCAAUUUGAUAAACUACAAAGUCAAGCCAAAAGAAUGCAGGAUACUUGUACUAUUAUGAAACAGCAGUUGUCAAGGGCUGAGUCAGAAACAACAGAAGUCAUAGAGCAAGCAAAUAUCAUGCAGGAACAGAGCUCUGCUUAUUCCGAUCAGAUCGCGAUCAUUGACAAGUUUAUAGAGAAGUUCUCCUUGAGUGAACAAGAAAUCAGUAUAUUGAACACCCCGUCAGAACCGGUCAAUGAUGAAUUCUUUGUAGCGUUGGAUCAUCUUCAGCAGAUACAUAAAGACUGUCAGUUACUGUUGACAACAAAAAAUCAGAAAGCAGGUCGAGAAAUAAUGGAUUCUCUGGCACAAUAUCAAGAGAAUGCCUAUGAUAAACUAUACAAAUGGACACAGUAUGAAAGCAGACUGGCAUUUGGAGGAGAUAUUAUUGAUGUGAGCGCCUUAAUGGCAAAGGCUCUCAAAGCACUUAUGCGAAGACCAGUUUUAUUCCAAACGAUUUUGGAUGAGCUUGCAGCAGCAAGGCAUGAUGCGGUAGCACGUGCUUUCUUGAACGCAUUGACAAGAGGAGGCCCUGGCGGCACACCAAGGCCAAUAGAGCUCCAGGCACCAGAUCCUCUUCGAUAUGUAGGUGACAUGCUUGCUUGGGUCCAUCAAGCUUGUGCAGGAGAAAAAGAAAUGCUUGAGAGUUUAUUUCAAAAGAACAAUGAAAAAUACCAAGAUACUACUGGAGUAAUUGUUCAAGUAUCCGAUACUGUCGAUGAUCUUUUGGAAUGUGCUAUGGAAGGAACUUGCAGACCAUUAAAGUCACGAAUAGAACAAGUACUUGUACUUCAGCCAAAUGCUAUAACAUCGUAUAGAUUGGCCAACCUGGUUCAAUUUUACUCAGUCACCCUUAGAAAGUUGAUGAGAAAGGACGCAACCACCGUUAUCUUAUACUUUUUUCUAAGAAUGACAGGCUUGGCCUAUAAGCAUUUCUUUCAAACCCUAAAUGCCCAAGCAGAAAGAUUAAGAGAAUAUACAGAGCCUCCAGGUAGAAACUUGGCCAUUACACCAACCGUUAGGGGGAUGAUAACACAACUGAAAGAAAUUCUUGCUUCAUAUGACUCUUCUCUUAUCGUAGUUACAAACAACACAGACAACGUUCCUGAAUACAGCUUUUCUGAAAUUUUAGAUGCUAUAAUAGAACCUUUGUUGCAUACCUGUGAAUUAUCUGUAGUUGAAUUGAAACCUAUAGACCAGCAUAUAUACUUAGUCAACUGCUUGCAUUAUAUACAAAAUGUUCUAUUCCCUUAUUCAUUUACAGAGGCCAAAAGAGAGAGUAUUUCUGUGCGGCUGAAUGAUAUUUUAAAUGACAUCGCAAUGGAAGAGUAUAAUUCAUUACUAAGCCAAGCAAAGUUGGCUGAGAUUAAAGAAACUCUGGCUAAUAAGGACCCUGAGAUUCCAUUGUCAUCUUUACCUGACAUGGAUACCGUGUCACUAACCAAUGCUUUGUCUAAACUUGACUCGUCUUUAGUUAUUUUGAGUGCAGACGUGUCUCCUCGUUUAGACAAACUAGCUUCAGCACAACAUUAUCAGCAUGUUCAGUCCGCAGCUAUUCGUCUACUAUUGGAUACCUACAGUGAAAUUAGUAAAGCAGUCCAAGAUCCAAAGAAUGGGUACGAGGAUCCUGAUUCUAUUUUACCCAGGACAGUAGAAGAUAUGGAAGCAAUAUUUUCAUUCUGCUUUACUGAAUAA